Molecule: messenger RNA, 1263 nt
Organism: Saccharomycodes ludwigii
Lineage: Eukaryota; Fungi; Ascomycota; Saccharomycetes; Saccharomycodales; Saccharomycodaceae
Gene: RPA49
Product: DNA-directed RNA polymerase I subunit RPA49
Exons: 1
Coding region: 1-1263 (420 amino acids)
Biological process (GO): transcription elongation by RNA polymerase I; RNA polymerase I preinitiation complex assembly; nucleolar large rRNA transcription by RNA polymerase I
Cellular component (GO): RNA polymerase I complex
Molecular function (GO): DNA binding
Source: RefSeq, a predicted model, not a curated record
AUGAACUCAAAAAAUAACUCUACAGAAAUCAAAGUUUCUGCUGUUCAUGAUGAGCCAGCGUGUGUCAUUGCCAACUUCUUUAAAGGUUUUAAUGCCCCAAGAGACACUGAAUGUAAAUUAUAUAAAAAGCGUAAACACGUCGACAUUGAUGAUAUUGAGGAUUCCAAGCAACAACCAGAAUAUCUCCUACACGGGGAAAAUGAAAGGUUAGAAUAUGAUGCCUCUUCAAAUAAUUUCGAACCAUCCCAGUAUAUCGUUGGUAUUUAUAACCCAAAAGAAAAAAAAAUUGAAUUAUACAAGGCCCCAUUCGUCUCCAACGCUACGGUUAUUGCUAAAUCCAAGAAAUAUUUAAGUGGUCCUAAGAUUAAACAAGCCAAGGAUGUUCGUGCUUCUACCAUGAGAAAUGCUUUAGGUGAAGCUUUUGGUACCAAGAAAGCUAAAAAAGCCAUUGCUGAUUUGGAGAGGAAUCGUGUAGAUGCCACUAAGUUGGCUGAUAAUGUUAUUGACAUUGUGGAUAGUGUCAACAUUGCUGUUCAGAACUUGCCAACUAGACAGCAAUUGGAUGAUAACAUUGAAAGACCAAUUCCAGCUUGCAACGUUGAUGCCACGGAUGUUGAAAAUGUUUAUCCUAUCUCCAGUAUAAUACCGAAGAAAGAGUGGCAAUUUAUCCGUUGCAACUCAAUAAUGAAGGAAACAGACUUAUCCUUAAAAUUAGAACUACUACCAUAUUCCAAAGGACAGUAUAUUACUAAAAAAUUGGGUAAUUUCAAUUCAGACACACCAAUGAGAAAAUGGCAAUUGUUAUAUUACCUAUCUUUGUUGCUAGGUGUAUAUGAUAAUAGAAGAUCUCAUAGUAAGGAAAAAUUGUUGGAAAAAUUAAAUGGUCCACCAGAUGCCCUAGUAGAUGGUAUUUUGGAUAGGUUUACCAUUCUAAAACCGGGGGUUUUUGGUAGAUCCAAAGAUAGGUCCUUUGUUAUUGACCCACAAAACGAAGAUAAAUUGUUGUGUUACAUUUUAUGUUGUAUUUUACAUUUGGAUAAUUUUAUGGUUGAAAUAACCCCAUUGGCUCAGGAACUAGGUAUGAAACCAAGUAGAUUAGUUGCCUUAUUUAGAACAUUGGGUUGUAUAGUCAAGGGUGCUACCGUAUCGCAAGCUGAAGCUUUUAACAUUCCAAAAAGUACGGCUGCUUCAUAUAAGAUUGCUACUUUGAAAGUUCCAUUUAAAUUACCUGAAAUGGCAAGAAGAGGAAGAAGACGUCAAUGA